CCCGACCUCAGCCUGAUGCAGCCUCGUCGAGUGUUUGUUACCUAAUGGCUGUGACCCAAACCCAGUGUUUCACGCCCUUUCGUUACAAUUUGACACUUGUUCCAAGGUUCUUUUUCUCUUCGCCUUCCACGGUCACCAAACCGAGUACUGUCAAGACUGUGUACAUACCUCCAUCCUACUACUGUGAGAGAUCUUAGAUCUUUGCUUAUCGUCUCCAAGAUCCUUAACGAUCAGCUUCCAAGACUCACUUGUAUGAGACCCCUUCGAUCUGCAACUCCAUUCCCGCAAAAAUACUGCAUAUUUUCCAGGUUGGAAAUUUUGUAUAUAUCACACCUCGACCACGCUACAUCACCACGCCAAAGGUACACACGCAAUCGUCUGUACAACCGAAGCUCUUAGAUUCUCGAAGAAAAGGGACAGUCUCAACUCCAACCGACCUCAAUCAUUCUGUUCUUGUCCGUCAACCCCGAUCACUCCUCCCCGUGCGCGGACAGAAGAUCGAAGUUAGGUCUUUCUUGGACGCCGGUUACAGUACCAUGGCGGAAACCACCACAUCCAGUUAUACAAUCCGCUACGCCACACCGUCCGACGUCCCGGUGAUUCUCCAGCUCAUCCAAGAACUCGCCUCGUACGAAAAGGCGCUGCACGAAGUCCUUGCGACGGAACAAUCGCUGCGCGAGACGUUGAGUUUUCCCGACCCAAGUUCUCCGGGGGGUUUCACAAGGGGCUAUGCGAAGACAUUGUUGAUCCUGCCCACGUCUUCUUCUGAGGGUGCCUCGUCGACGCCCGGCGCCGCCGAGAUCGCGGGUAUGGCCCUCUUCUUCCACAACUACAGCACGUGGACAUCUGCACCGGGCAUCUACUUGGAGGACUUGUUCGUGCGGCCGGGGUAUCGUGGGAAGGGUUUCGGCGGGGCGCUGAUCCAGGCUCUCGCGCGAGAGUGUGUACGGCUCGGGUGCAAAAGGCUUGAUUGGAGCGUGUUGAAGUGGAAUGAGCCGAGCAUCAAGUUCUACGAGGGCGCCAAUAUAGGCGCCAAACGUAUGGACGAGUGGAUGGGGAUGAGGGUGGAUGGGGAGAGGCUUGAAGAGUUGGCGAGGAAAGGUCUGGGGGAGGCGUGAGAUGGGCGGAAUGUUAGCAAGAUAGAUGGAUGGAGUCCUGUGUCCAUGAUUCUUCAAAGACUGUCUCGCCCGACCAUGAAUGACUCGUUGAAAGACAUUGCUAGAUCACAUCUGAAAGGCUGCUUGUGGGACGUCGCAGCGAACAGGACAUUGUUGGUAUCAUUGCAGCCCCAUACGGAGACAUCUUCUGCAGAAGCCUCGGUGUAUGAAGUAAAGAUAGG
Molecule: messenger RNA, 1339 nt
Organism: Exophiala xenobiotica
Lineage: Eukaryota; Fungi; Ascomycota; Eurotiomycetes; Chaetothyriales; Herpotrichiellaceae
Exons: 1
Coding region: 537-1118 (193 amino acids)
Biological process (GO): protein acetylation
Molecular function (GO): N-acetyltransferase activity
Source: RefSeq, a predicted model, not a curated record